Messenger RNA from Symbiodinium necroappetens, 1816 nucleotides. Lineage: Eukaryota; Dinophyceae; Suessiales; Symbiodiniaceae. The record is from the annotation of a GenBank genome assembly.
GAAACAGGCUAUGUGGGCCGCGCAAGUUCUUGGUAUGGAGAUGCUGAUUUGCACAAUCUUGGGAUUGACCAUGUUUUGCCAGGGCGUCGUCUCUUGCAUAUCCAUGUAUGCCCAGUCGCACUCUUGGGGUACCGGGUCGGAUGCGCACUAUCGGCUCGCGUUUAAGUGGAUGGAGCUGGUGUUCGCCGCGGACAACACCAUGUGGGUAGUGAACUCCCUGGGCCUGGGCCUUCUGUCUGGGAUUCUCUGGCAAGUGCAACCUCCCAAGGAUGACCCGCAGUCUGGACGUGAACUCACCCGAGGCUUAGUCUCCAUGUCAAGCCUCCUGAGCCCCAACGAAAAGGAAGGCUACGACCAGGUGGUGGAGCAGAUAGCAAACCGAGGCUUUCGCCUCGGUGCGCUUGUGCGCUUUUGGGAGCGACUUCUCGAUGGUCAGGUGAUGCCAGGCUUUGACUCCGGACGUUCCUUGACCAACGAUGUGGUCAGACGUGCCAUCAUCCCGGAAUCUCGAGUAGAUCAUGGCGGCUUUGCCCUGGCAACUCUGUGGUCCAGUACCGAGACGAAACCGCAAGUCAUGGUCACGCACAACUGGACGAAUGGUUUCGGAAGUCUAGUGGCGGCAAUCCUGGCGGAUGCUUUAGGACGGGCUGAUUUCCACGAGGUUGCGGCCCAGAUUGGCACUGGAUCAGGCCUUGAACGCGUCCAGGCCAAGCUCGGUAGCAAGCUGGAGACGACCUACUGGGUGUGCGCCUUUUGCAUCAACCAGCAUGCCAGCAUUUGUGCUGGCUUUGCACCCGAACCGCCCAAGGGGACGCCCGAAUGGGCUGUUUGGGACAGGAGGCGAUAUGACUCAGUUACAGGUGAAGCAUUUGGAUUAUGCAAUUGCCGAGUGGAGAAAGUUUUGAGCCACACUGACGCAAGGUGUGAACUCAACAAGUUCGACGACAUGAUGACACACCUUGCAUGGCAGGUGGAGGGUUUCACACAGCUCAUUGUGGUCGAUGAUGUUUUCGAUGUGCUUUACCGGGCAUGGUGUGUUGCCGAGAUAUUCGAGGCCAGCGUUCUGGGCAUGGAGUCUCGAAUACAAGUUUCUUCGCAAGAUGCUGUAGAUCUCAACUACGACAAGCUGUCACUACUAGAUGUCCGACAAUGCACAGCUUCGUCCCAAGCUGACAAAGAGAUGAUCAUGGCGAAGAUCUCCGAUGUGGAAGCUUUCAACUUGAAAAUCCAAGAGCUCGUUUUCAGCGAAGAGAUGGGCUUGUUUGCAAAGUGGGUAGGUGGGAACGAGCGUUCCCGGCACGCCGGACGGAUCGUCAGGACCUUUGAACCUCCUGUGACUUCGCUGCCUCAGGCUGACGUCCGGUGUUGGGCCUUGCUCAUUGUGGGCUUGCUGGUGGUUGGCUCCAGUAAAACGAUGGGUUUCCUCGCUCCUUUCGCACUGAAGCGGGCCGUCGAUCUUUUAAGCCGCCAGGAUUACUUGGGCCUGCCAUGGUUGGCCAUCUUCGCUGCACUGAAAGGCAUGACCCAGGCCUUGAACAACAGCAAGACGGCUGUGUUGUGCUUCAUCGCGCGCCCCAUGGGGAGGCGCCUUGCUGGGAGACUCUUUGCCAAGCUUCUCUGUUUGGAUCUCCAGUUCCAUGCCAUGCGGCGAACGGGGGAGAUCCUCCGAAAACUGGAGCGACCGCCCCGUGCGGUCGAUACGCUGUUGCGCGCCUUGCUGUUCACGCUUGUUCCGAUCUUCUACGAACUUGUCGUCGUUUUCUUCCUGCUGCUGUCCCGAGCGGGUACCGACGUUGCGGCCACAGUGCUGUUCACA